GCUAUGGGAAUAAUGAAAUGUAGAUGUAUAUUUAACCCGAGGAAGCGGAUGAGGCCUCUUGGGCCCCUUUAGCAUUAAGUUAGAGCCCGGAAGAGGGUUGCGGCUUUGUUUUUGUGGUAGAGCCCCUGGUGACUUUUAUCUACUUUUCUCCAUCGUGGAAGCGCAGUGAGGUGUAGAAGCGUCACUUGCUGGAUUUUUACUUGUAAUGCUGCUGUUAAAGGCACGGAAGAAGAGAGAGAGAGAGAGAGAGAGAGAGAGAAAAGGGAGGCAAACCAAUCUCCCCUGAAACGGUUCUGUGCAGAAUAAACCGCUUUUGAAACCACCCGGGCGUAUUCGUUUCCUCUCUUCCAAGCUGCCGGGAGCAUUGUCUCUGAUCCUAUGUUGAUAAGAAAUGUUCAGGAAAGUAAAAAAGCGGCAUAGCAGCAGCAGCUCUCAAAGCAGCGAAAUCAGUACUAAAAGCAAGUCAGUGGACUCCAGUCUUGGAGGGCUUUCAAGAUCUAGUACUGUUGCUAGCUUGGAUACAGACUCCACAAAAAGUUCAGGUCAGAGCAAUAGCAAUUCAGAUACUUGUGCAGAAUUUAGAGUGAAAUAUGUUGGUGCCAUUGAAAAACUGAAGCUUGAUGAAAGCAAGACUUUGGAGGGGCCACCGGACUUGAUCAACUACAUAGAUGUGGCACAGCAAGAUGGAAAGCUACCCUUUGUUCCAGGGGAGGAAGAAUUUAUUAUGGGAGUUUCCAAAUAUGGUAUUAAAGUCACAACUUUGGACCAGUAUGAUGUCUUACAUAGACAUGCGCUCUACCUAAUCGUUCGGAUGGUCUGCUAUGAUGAUGGCCUAGGGGCGGGGAAGAGUUUACUGGCUUUGAAGACAACAGAUGCAAACUACGAAGAAUACAGCCUGUGGAUAUACCAGUGUAACAGUUUGGAACAAGCACAAGCAAUCUGUAAGGUGUUGUCAACAGCCUUUGACUCAGUUUUAACAUCUGAGAAGUCCUGAAUGUCUGCAGCUGCACUUCAUACUGAGAGGAAGUACUACUUGCUGUGACUUCAGCAAUUGGAGACGAAGCAAGUACUUUGGAGCAGAUGUGAACUUUAACUUUUUAAAUAACUGCUUGAAGAUAGAAAGUAUUUAAAGUAACUGUUUGAAGAUAUGAAGGAACAAAGUAUUUUUGUAAAUAUAGUUUGUUUCAAACUAUGCGACCGAGAGCCCAACCAACACUUUAAUAUUAAGUGUUCUUAUUACAGUAAUUAUCUAUGACCUUACAGUUUCAGCUUGCACUUAACCUUUUACCAUUUUUAUACAUCUGAAUAAAAAAAGUUAAUUCAA
This is a messenger RNA of Elgaria multicarinata webbii, 1324 nucleotides long. RefSeq names its product integrin subunit beta 1 binding protein 1 (gene ITGB1BP1). The coding region runs from base 392 to 994 and encodes 200 amino acids. The record is from RefSeq and is a predicted model, not a curated record. NCBI's taxonomy places the organism in Eukaryota, Metazoa, Chordata, Lepidosauria, Squamata, Anguidae. Gene Ontology annotation, molecular function: integrin binding. Gene Ontology annotation, cellular component: cell periphery; ruffle; cytoskeleton. Gene Ontology annotation, biological process: negative regulation of focal adhesion assembly; negative regulation of substrate adhesion-dependent cell spreading. The transcript has 7 exons.